Molecule: messenger RNA, 2172 nt
Organism: Rodentolepis nana
Lineage: Eukaryota; Metazoa; Platyhelminthes; Cestoda; Cyclophyllidea; Hymenolepididae
Source: the annotation of a GenBank genome assembly
AUGAUGUCAGAUAUGACAAAUGACCAACAUAUUUGUGAAGGCAGCAGUUGCAACAGUUGCAUGCAGCCAAAUAGAGAUGAUUCCUACGCUCAGCUCGAAAAAGAACGCUCUGCUAGGGAAAAUCAUUGUCAAAUUGAACGUAGGCGGCGUAACAAAAUGUCUGCAUAUAUUACAGAGUUAUGCCAAAUGUUGCCAUCGUGCAACUCUGUGUCAAGGCGUCCAGAUAAAUUGACAAUUCUUCGAAUGGCUGUAGGUCAUUUAAAAAGCCUUCGGGGAGCGAAUAAUAUUCCAGAUAAUACCCAUAAAGAAUCGUUUCUUACUGAUCAAGAGCUGCGUCAUUUAAUACUAGAAGCUGCCGAUGGCUUUUUGUUUGUUUGUCAAUGUGACACAGGAAGAAUCGUAUAUGUUUCCGACAGUAUUUCAUCUGUUCUCUACUGUUCACAAUCCGACUGGUAUCAGAGCGCUCUCUAUGAUCUUUGUCAUCCUGACGAUGUUGAAAAAAUUCGGGAUCAGCUUGUUGGUGUUCAGCGAGCUUCUUCUUGUGCUGUAUUUGGUUUUAAUUCUUCACCUGAUAUGAAUUCUAACGGGUCAAAUCGUCAUGGGGUUUCGGAUACCUCAAAUGUUAGCUCAACAUUCAGAACACUCGAUCUUAAAUCUGGGAUAAUCAAACGGGAUGGAUCUAAAUCACGAAUGGGUGUGUCUGAUGAUCGUCGGGGUUUCCUCUGUAGAAUGAAGCUGGGAGCUCUAUCGAUUGCCCAACAUCCUUCGGCGUCUGCAAUGGCCCGUCUUAAUCGUCUCAGACAUCAACAGAUUGUCCUCAAUGCUCCCACUUCCGAUUCAUUCAACGGAGCGGACGGUGCAGACUUUUCUUCUAUUCCUUCCUCUCAUCAGCAACAGAACUACGCUCUCAUGCAUGUCACUGGCUUAAUUAAGCAUGUUCCGUCUGGUCUGGAGGCACCAAUGACUGUUAAUGAAGAUGGAUAUUCACUUCCUCGAUCCGCAACUAAUUUUGUGGUCUCCUUGCUAGAUCACUCGAAAUCGGAGGGCGUAAAUGGGAGUACAGACAAUGGUGGCGGGGGUGCAACAUCCAAUACCCCCCAAGGUCCUGUCUACUUUGUGGGUCUUGCGCGUCUUCAUUUGACAAAUCUCCCCAAUGCUGCCGACCUCUCCACCCACCAUGCUUACCAUGAAUUCGCUGUGCGACUGGGAGGGGACAAGCGGGUCUACUUUUGUGAUCAGCGCAUUUCUAAUGUCUUUACCAACACCGAUUCGACAGCACUUCAGAAAAACCUCCUCGGAGAACCCUUUACAGAUCUUAUUGUGCGAGAGGACGAAGCAUCGCGGUUCUCGACUCUAUUUGAACAAGUCUGGAAUUCGAAUGGUCAGAAGUUUGAUAUCGACCUUCAUCUGCGUCCACCUGGCAGCUCACCUCCCAAGUCCUCUACUCCGCCUCUUGCUACCGAGCAGGAUAUUGUCCCCGUGAAAUGUACGCUCUCAGCAUUCAUCAAUCCUUACAGCGCUAAGGUUAAUUACAUCGUUGGCUAUAUUCGACGACUACAAACUCCCGUUAGUAGUAGUAGUGAAAGCGAUGUUCCAACUGUUUCCUACCAUAAUACCUUCGCGUCUGUUGGCUCUGGCCAUCAAGUUGUUCAACAGCCUAUUCAGGAGCAAAAUGGAGUUUACUGGGGCGGUGGGCAUAUCCAAUGUCCCACACUCCAGCCUCAAAGGAACUAUAUCCCCGAAUAUGAUUUUCCGUCUGUUUCAACCGGCCCAACUGAUGAUAGCUACUCCACCAAGCUCAAUGAAGGUCAUCCAAUGAAUUCAUAUCCACCUCAGUCUCAACCUGUCGCUCAUCAAUCUUAUCUUCCUUCUUCAUCACCCUAUAUACAACCUCAAUCCGCCCCUGUUCCCCCCUAUACCACUAAUCAGUCUGUCUACUCUCCUAACACAGUUCCUCAGGAAGGUAUCAGCCGAACUUCGACCAUCGCUUACCUUCCAAUGGCUGGUGAGCAGAGAUCAAAUGGGGAUUGGAAUCAACUUAGUGGAAGCAGCGUUCCAUCAACACCCUAUCAUCAGUCUUCCUACCUUCAUUACUUGGAUGCGUCGAACUCCAUUCCUUCCAUGUCUGGGAACCCGAAUCCCCCUCCUCCACCUACUUACAAUGCUCUUUAA